Molecule: messenger RNA, 2006 nt
Organism: Rhopalosiphum maidis (corn leaf aphid)
Lineage: Eukaryota; Metazoa; Arthropoda; Insecta; Hemiptera; Aphididae
Gene: mthl5
Product: probable G-protein coupled receptor Mth-like 5
Exons: 6
Coding region: 1-1545 (514 amino acids)
Biological process (GO): G protein-coupled receptor signaling pathway; cell surface receptor signaling pathway
Cellular component (GO): membrane
Molecular function (GO): G protein-coupled receptor activity
Source: RefSeq, a predicted model, not a curated record
AUGCGCAUCAUCAGCAGCCGGUCGUUGAACGGCGGCCGCGGCCGCGCUCUGCUGCGGCUGGUGUUCGCGGUGUUCGUGCAACUGCACGCCUGCGCGGCCGGACUGCAGCAGAACGCCGCGGCCGCCGAGAGCGCGGCCGCGGCCACGGCGGUGGUGCACAAGUGUUGCGGCCGCGACGAGAUCGUCGUCGUCAACCGGUGCCGGCACGCCAACGAGACCGGCACCGCGCCCUGGACGCCCGAGUUCAGCGCCAGCCACGAAGACGAACCCGCCGCGGGACAGAACACUCUGCCGGCAUCGUCCGUGUCCUUCAAAUUAGCUACCGGGUUCCCAAACUGUAAGACCCGUCAACAAUGGUUGGUGUACCAUUACCGCGGCUCUGGCGACCGUUUGGUGUUGUAUCCGAGCGGAAAACUCAGACACUACGUCCUCAAACACCAACACGGCAGCAAUGAAGAACAACAGCAACAGCAUCGAGACUUCAUAGUGGAUCACGAACGGUCCUUCGAUUACGAACAAGGAUUCUACUGUUUGGACAAAGUCAUUGACAUUGAUCGUCCGGACAUAAACGCACAAGUGGCCGUCAUCUGUACGCCACAGAUACCGUCACCCUGGACGGACUCUGAUUUCGUUAUGCGAAGGAUCGUGAACCCUAUUUGCCAUGCCAUUGCAAUGGCUUGCUUGCUGCUCGUCGCCGUCGUCCAUUUCGUGUUACCACAACUCAGAGACUUGAUCGGAAAUAUGGUCACUACUCUAGCCGGUUGUAUGAUCGUAGCCCGAAUUGCAAACAUCGUUCGCAUAUUCGUCGAAUACAACGGUCCCAUCAGCUAUUUAACAGCUGACGCGUUUCUUUACACGUCCACGCUCGGUUCGUUCUUUUGGCUGAACGCGAUGGGAUACUACAUUUGGCGUACAUUCAAAUCACGGAACGUAUUCCUGCGCAUUACCGAUGGACGCAAAUAUUGUUAUUACUCGCUGUACGUGUGGGGUUGCACGUUAACCAUGGGUGGCAUGGCGCUUUUUGCACAUCUAAUAUUGGAUUCACGUCACAACAACGUUAAUAGAAACUAUUCGUCGCAUCCGUCUACGACCACGUCAAUAGAAGGGGCCAUAGGGUGGCUCGGAAUUGCAGUCAUAUUCGUCCCAGUCAUAUGUACGAUUCUAGUCAAUUUAUUCUUUUACGUUUCCACCAAGACGGUUAUCAAACGGAUGUCGACAUAUGGUCAAAUCCAUCACAAAAUGAAAUAUAGUUUCGACAUGUUUUCCAAACUGUUCGCGAUCAUGGUGGUCGACCUGACGCUGUUCAUCUUGUCGUGGACUCAACACGACUCGCUGUUCUACGUGCACGUCGUCUUCAAUCCGAUCCAAGCGGCGCUAGUACUCUACGUGACCGUCAUCCGACCGAAACGCGUUAAGUUUCUGCUGCGCAAGGCCUGCUGCUACGAGCGGUGUAUUUUGCCGUGUUGCCGACCAAAAGAAACAGACGUACAAGCUGGCACCGAAUGGGGAGAGGAAAUGAUGGCAUUCAACACUUCUGACUAUUAGCGAUUUUUUUUCACCCAAAUUUCAUUUGACGAAACACGUAUUACGUAAUAUGUUUUAUAAGAAUGUACGUACUCUGUGUAAGUCAGGUAAUAAUGAUAUUAUUAUAUAGGUACUAAUAAAAACGAUCGUACGAAAACGAAUGUCGUCGUAUUUAUAUAACAUUAUGUCCUUAUUCGAUAGAUAUUACAAACCAUAAUAAUUAGAUUUUACAUUUUUAUAAUUAUUUUUAUUAUAUAUUUUUUUAUAUAUAUAUACAAAUCGCCAUUACAAUAAAUGCAAUAAUAAUAUUUAUACAAAAUAUAUGUAAGAUUUAGCGUGUACUUAUUAUAACUGCUGCUAUUUUAUCUACAGUGCCUACCUAUUCCUCAUUCCAAGUCAAAUAUAAUAAGCAAAUUUACACUACUACUUUUACUAUAGGAUAUGGGUACAAAACAUUCAAUACUUAGUGAUCUUGUUAAGUU